AUGGCGAUGUCAACAAGUCUGUUCUAUUCUUUCUUCAAGUCUUUGGUUGGUAAAGAUGUGAUAGUGGAGCUCAAGAAUGACCUCAGUAUCGGUGGUACGCUCCAUUCUGUGGAUCAGUUUCUGAACAUCAAGCUGACAGAUAUAUCAGUGACAGACCAGGAGAGAUAUCCACAUAUGCUUUCCGUGAAGAACUGUUUCAUCCGAGGGUCGGUGGUGCGGUACGUUCAGCUGCCGGCAGACGAGUGCGACACACAGUUAUUACAGGAUGCUGCUAGGAAAGAAGCAACGCAGAGCAAACAGUGACCUUAGCUUCAAGCAAUAUCAUUUGAACGGACAUUGAGAUGUUGAAAGAAACUUUGGGUUAUGAUUCUGAAACUGGAAGAAGUAUGUUCCAUGAUUGUUGGAGGAUUGCUGGAGGAUAUUAAGAUGUUUCCGGUAUGCUUGGACGAUGGCAUCGUCAAGAUGCCUUGAGAUAGAUCAGGUUUCCUGUUUUCACAUCAGCUUGGGAAUGAUCUUGAUGGAAUCAUCUCGCAACAGGAUCGUUCUUUUAAUUUUGUAUUUGCUUCUGAAUUUUAAUAUAAAGGUGUUGCAGAAAAAGGAGUGUUUAAAUGCAACACGCCCCUGCCCUUCUGAAUUUUUUGUACAUGACACAAGCCAACUGAAGGUACAAAUACUCAUCAUGUUCUAUUUCAGUUAUUGUUAUUGUUUGAAAUAUAAUGGUUCAUUCCUGGAGUGCAAUUGAUCACUUGAGCCAUAAUACUCCCAGGGGGGGGGGGGGGCGUAGACGUAAUGAGCCCUAAUGAGGCCAUAAAAAGUUAAAAGCACUUCAUGUAUUUGCAGUCAUUUUAUGACUCUAAAUUUGGGCAGCACGUGUCUAAAGACAUCUCUUUUUUAUCAUGGACAACCCAAUCACAUGAUCAAAGAAUCAAUCUUGAUUUUCUUUAAAUAAUUUGUAUAUGAAAUCCUAUAAAAAAGGUUUGGAUAAAUAAAAAAAAUGUGAUUUUUUAAUUUGUAUCCAAACAACAAUAAAAACUCCUUUUAUUUUAAAACCACUUCUCAAUCAUGGAAUGAGCUUCAAAUUCUAGGAUAUAACUUUCAUAUUUAGCUUUUUGCUUUGCAAUUACUAAACUUGUUCAAAGUUUUUUUUUGUUGUUGCUGGAAUGACAUUUCCAUGAGUAACAUGAUUUUUAAAAAUAAUUGUUGUUAGAUGUUUGAAGGGAUUUUUAAAAAGAAAAAUAAAAACAUUCCCAAGGAGACCUCAAAGGGUGCUUAGUACAUUUUAUCCUCAGAGAUGAAAUUCAAAUUUUUAGUAAUUUUACAAAGAACUAACUGAUGAAAAAGGUUUGAUUGGUAUUACACGUGAGAUGGUAAUCAAAGUCCAGGUGAAGUCCACCUCAACAAAAAGCUGGGGUUUUUUAUAAAGAGAAAAGUCAACCAAGCUACAUGUUAACUCUGAAAAUUCAUCAAAAUCAGAUGUAAAGUAAGAAAGUGGAAUAACAUUUUAAAAUUUUACUUAAUUUCACAAAAAAGGUAUAUACCCUGGUUGUUAAAUAUACAAAUGAGGAAAACAGAUGACAUCAUCCACUACUAGUAUAUCUUUUGCAUUUUAUUAAAUGAAAUAUGUUAAUUUUCUCAUUGCAAUAUGAAAAAUAUUCCUCCCUGAAUAUGUGGAAUUGCCAUUGAAUUUACCUUUUGUGGUUCAAUCAAGGGGAUCCUUGUCAAAUCUUAAAAACCAAAAUUUUGUAUAAAAAAAUGUAUGAUUAAAAAAAAAAAAGAAACAGCGAGUGAGUGACAUCAUCAACUCCCAUUUCCAUAUCACUGAGUGUUGCAUAAAUGUAUAGAGCUUUGUGAAAAAUAAACAGAAUUUUGAAAUGUCACAAUUUUUACAUCUGAUCAUGAUGAAAUUUUUAGCAUUUUGCUUGUUUGAUUUUCUCUAUUCAAAUGAACCUUUUCAGGGGUGGACUUACAUGUAUUUGACCAUACAUUACCAAAGCCUGAAAGAGGUUUUAAAGGCAAACACUAUAAUUUACAUAAUAGAAAUAGGCUUUAUGUAUUUAUCUGCCUUGAUGAGAAAAUUAUGAAUACUGAUCAAGAAAUGCCAAGUUUUUUGUAACCUUUUCUUGAGACGACCGGUAGAUCCCUCAAAAUGAGUGAAUAAAACUUUUCUCGUAUAUUUUGAGGACAAAAAAAAGCAGCAAAGCUAUUUUGAAUAUUAUUGAGACAUUUAAUGUUAUGGAACAUGUACUAUUAGUAUUAUGCUGUAAAUAAAGUGUAGGUAUUACCAUAUGUGUUUGAAAUAA
Molecule: messenger RNA, 2300 nt
Organism: Lytechinus pictus (painted urchin)
Lineage: Eukaryota; Metazoa; Echinodermata; Echinoidea; Temnopleuroida; Toxopneustidae
Product: U6 snRNA-associated Sm-like protein LSm2
Exons: 4
Coding region: 1-303 (100 amino acids)
Biological process (GO): mRNA splicing, via spliceosome
Cellular component (GO): U6 snRNP; catalytic step 2 spliceosome; precatalytic spliceosome
Molecular function (GO): RNA binding
Source: RefSeq, a predicted model, not a curated record